Lathyrus oleraceus (garden pea) is the source of this 525-nucleotide messenger RNA. RefSeq lists its product as uncharacterized. Bases 1 to 525 code for a protein of 174 amino acids. Lineage: Eukaryota; Viridiplantae; Streptophyta; Magnoliopsida; Fabales; Fabaceae. The transcript has a single exon. The record is from RefSeq and is a predicted model, not a curated record.
AUGAUUAGAGGUACUUAUUUCAUUAAUAAUGUUGAGUUAAUUUCUACUAUUGAUACUGGUGCUACUCAUUUGUUUAUUUCGCUUGGUUGUGCUACGAGGUUGGGUUUAAAAUUAUCUUCUAUGGUUGGGAGUAUGGUUAUCGUUACCCCCAUUAAUGGUUAUGUGACUACUGCUUUAGUCUGUUUGAGUUUUCCUUUGACCAUUUAUGGUAAGAAUUUUGCGAUGGACUUGGUUUGUCUACCUUUGCAUCAAAUCGAUAUUAUUCUUGGAAUGAACUGGUUAGAGUUCAACUAUGUUCAUAUCAACUGCUACAGCAAAACCGUGAGGUUCCUAGAGUUUGGUGAUUGUGGAAAGAUGAUGUUUUUAUCUGCUAAGCAAGUAGAAGAACUCUUAGAAGAUGAGACUCAGAUGUUUACAAUGUUUGCAUCAUUGCAAGUCGACAAUAAGAUCGCGGGUGUUGAUUUGCCUGUUGUGCGCAAUUUCCUAGAUAUAUUUCCAGAUGAUAUCAAUGACUUGCCACCGUAG